AUGACAGCAUUGCCAAGACAAGCAGGCUUUACCUGGAAAUUCUUGUGCGUUAGUGAUGGGGUGUUGAGCUUAUACUUGUGCUCUUUGUAUUUGCAGAUUAGAUCAACCAUUGAACUGAGCAUUUCUGACUAUGACAAGGAGAAAUUGCAGGAAAGACUAGUUAAGAUUUCAGGAGGUGUCGCUGUGUUAAAGAUUGGAGGAGCUAGUGAAGCUGAGGUUGGUGAAAAGAAAGAUAGGGUCACCGAUGCUUUGAAUGCUACAAAGGCUGCUGUGGAGGAAGGAAUUGUUCCAGGUGGUGGCAUUGCUCUUCUUUACGCAGCAAAAGAGUUAGAUAAAUUAACUACAACCAACUUUGACCAAAAGAUUGGUGUACAAAUCAUUCAGAAUGCUCUGAAGGAAAGAUAUCAAGAAAUAUUACGGGAAAAAUCACAAUCUCAGUCUGAUAUUGAUCAAUGUGAAGCAUAUUACGAAGCUGCUGGGGGAACAAGGAAGAGAAGAAUAUAUCGUAGUCCUUCACCCAUGCGUUAUUUUUUUAUGUUAUCUGCGUUUUGCUGGAAAGAACAAAAUUAUGCACUAACAAUAUUUGAUGGAUGUGUGGGUUCUUUUGAUAGUUGAUAGCUUGGUGUUGUCGGUGUUUUGGACUAAACGAUUAGGAUUCCGUUAUCUAUUUUGAAUCUUUUUUAUAAAUAUUAUUUUAUGUGAAUGUCAG
This is a messenger RNA of Lycium barbarum (goji berry), 709 nucleotides long. Its product is annotated as chaperonin CPN60-like 2, mitochondrial. The record is from RefSeq and is a predicted model, not a curated record. Gene Ontology annotation, cellular component: mitochondrion; cytosol. The transcript is spliced from 5 exons. Bases 1 to 615 code for a protein of 204 amino acids. Gene Ontology annotation, biological process: protein refolding. Lineage: Eukaryota; Viridiplantae; Streptophyta; Magnoliopsida; Solanales; Solanaceae. Gene Ontology annotation, molecular function: ATP binding; ATP-dependent protein folding chaperone.